Cinara cedri is the source of this 850-nucleotide messenger RNA. The record is from the annotation of a GenBank genome assembly. Lineage: Eukaryota; Metazoa; Arthropoda; Insecta; Hemiptera; Aphididae.
AUGACCACACGUCCCGUAUUAUACGGGAUUGUCCCGUAUUUCAACUUUGUGUCCCGUUGUCGGGCAGUAAUACGGGACGCAUUUUGUCCCGUUUUUCCAAGUCCGUCCAGUACUAAUCCCGUUUUUUUUCCAUACCGUUAAUUUAUAAUUUUGAAAUUAUUUUACUAUAAAAUCGUUUUGUUUGCGAUAUUUUUGUACAACAUUAUUCGAUAUAGAAUAUUAAAAUCGAUUAUUUUUUAGGGGUAGAUAUUUUUAGAUUCUUAUUUUGAUUAUAAUUGUAUAAUAGAAAAAUGGGGUUGCCAUUUUGACGAGUUAAAAGUAUUUCGUUGGGUUCAAUUAAUAAAUUGCCCUACUUGGGAAAAUGUUUAAAAAUGUUUCCAAUUUCUUUUAGAAAAAAAACCAAAAUAAUUCGAACUUAAAAUUGGAUGAAGAUCAUUUGUUUGAUGAAUUCAGUCAUAUUGAACAAGUUUUUCAAUCACGAAUAAAUGAAUGGCAAAAAAGUUCAGCUAAAUUGGAAGUUAAGUGGUGUGAAAUAUUUGAAUACACUAAAGCUCAUAACAUUGACACAACUAACAUAUCAGCAAUUUUAGAAUAUGCUUUAGCAAUGCCGGGUACAAAUACUGCAGUAGAAAAGAUUUUUUCCACCAUUAAUGUCUUAUGGACGGACGAAAAAAAUCGUUUUUUAGUUGAAACUAUAAAAUCAAUUAUCAUAGUGAAAACACAUUUUUCAAACUAUUCUUGCAAUGAAUUUUAUAAUAUUUUAUUAAAAGAAAAUAAAUUACUUUAUACAAUUAGUUCAGCACAAAAGUAUACAAAAAUAGCAGAAGACCAACCAUCGUCAUCAAAAUAA